GAACAUAUUUUAGCAAUUUUUUGUCCUAAGCGUUGGACGGUAUUGUAUUCUUCAAAAUAUUCCGUCAGCCUUCGGAAGAUGAUAAGGAAAUACCUACGUAUUUAUGAACAUCUAUGGCAAUGAAACUCGGGCAUACAAUUUUUUUAAUGCUUUUGAUUAUAGGCCUAUUUCUCGAUGUUUUAGUAUACAUUAAUUCAGGUAUUGUGACUUGCGAAGCGAAUACUGUUAAAGCAAAUUUUAAGUGUUUUGCCAAACCACUCGCUUCGCUAACCUGUUCCCUUCGUCAAAAUGUACUCGCUUCGGAAGUCACAAUGCCAGCCGAGGUACACAUGCACUGCCCCGCCAGAUGAUAAGAAACAGUAAUCAGAGCAAACACCUGUUUAGCAUCGAGCUAAAGUUGAGAAGACCAAACCCUCGGGGUACCCUGUGUUUGGAUACUGCCAAGUAGAAUCCCUUCCCUUUGAAAAGUACGACAAUGCCUCGAAUGAAACCCCGUAUUUUUGAUGACUACCACGGCAAACUGUUAAAAGACGAACGUCUAGCAGCACUCUCGAGUAGUGCCGCUACAUCAACAACAACAACCUGCGUCCCACGACAGUCGGGUCUACGUAACCGGAACGACCCAGAUUUAUAUCUGGCCAAGGACUGUCACUCCUGCAACACUCCCCAAAACCCCUUGCGGAACUUGUAUGCUACUACAACAACAACAAUCACCUGCGUCCAAGCUGCCGACGGAUGGCACUCAAGGAUCUCUUAUGAGCGCUUGGAUCGCAAAUACGAGCGCUGCCUUUGUCACGACAUUAAAAUCGUGCUCUGUGAUUUAAAUGUCAAGGUGAGCAAGGAAGGAAUAUUUUGCCUGGUACUAGGCAGUUCUAGGUUCCAGCAUAAAAAAGUCCAUCCAUCUACAUACAUGUCUGUCUUCUGAUCCAAAAACUAGAAACGAAAUCGCUUCCAGUGUUUUAGACGUAUGUACAUUCAGAGGGCCAAACAUUGACCGAUGAAUGAAAAAUUAUGCUGGCUAGCGGCAAAGUGGUUCGCAUGAAAUGAAUUCAUGAA
Molecule: messenger RNA, 1056 nt
Organism: Rhagoletis zephyria (snowberry fruit fly)
Lineage: Eukaryota; Metazoa; Arthropoda; Insecta; Diptera; Tephritidae
Source: RefSeq, a predicted model, not a curated record